Messenger RNA from Oryza brachyantha (malo sina), 1235 nucleotides. RefSeq names its product E3 ubiquitin-protein ligase RZF1-like. Gene Ontology annotation, cellular component: cytoplasm. The record is from RefSeq and is a predicted model, not a curated record. The transcript has 2 exons. Gene Ontology annotation, biological process: protein ubiquitination. Gene Ontology annotation, molecular function: ubiquitin protein ligase activity. NCBI's taxonomy places the organism in Eukaryota, Viridiplantae, Streptophyta, Magnoliopsida, Poales, Poaceae. Bases 180 to 1064 code for a protein of 294 amino acids.
UCCGAUCGGACUCCAAAAAAGAAUGGACAGAUAUCAGCAUCACGGUCACUGUCAGUCCCACAUCGGCCGCUUUCAGCGGGCAACCACGCCACACCAUUCAUUCUCCCAAACCUCCCAACCCAUCCUUGAUUCCUUUCCCCCCCAGUUUAUCCCCCCUCCUCCUCAAGGAAUCAAGCGAGAUGUCGAACAGAGCCACCCACUGGUGCUACGUGUGCCGGCGGCCGGUUCGCAUCGGCGGCGCCGGCCAAGGCGUCGUCACCUGCCCAAGCUGCAACGACGGCUUCGUCCAAGAGAUGAGCGAGACGGGUCGGAGGGCGACGAGCAGCACGCUCGGGUUCGUCGGCGGGCCAGAGGACGACGUCGUCGACUUCCUCGGCCGGCGAGCCCGGAUGAUGGAGGCGAUCUCCACCUUCAUGGCAACGAUGGGCGAGCACGACGUCCAUGGCGGGCACGGCGGCGCCGGUCCCGUCGUGAUACUCGGCGGCGGCGGCGGCGGCGGCGUCGUGCUGCCUACGCACGCGGGACUCGGCGCCCUCUUCAGGGGAGGCCGCCGUCCCAGCCUGGAGGCACUCCUCGAGCGGCUGCAUCAGCAGCAGCAGCUGGGGAACAGCAGCCAUGGCCCUCCUCCGGCCUCGCCGUCGGCGAUCGACGCCAUGCCCGCGGUGACGAUCAGCCGCCGGCACCUCCACGCCGAGCCGCGGUGCCCGGUUUGCCAGGACGUGUUCGAGCUCGGCGCCGAGGCGCGGGAGAUGCCUUGCAGCCACCUCUACCACGCCGCCUGCAUCGUGCCAUGGCUGGUCCAGCACAACUCCUGCCCCGUCUGCCGCCACCCGCUGCCGGCGCCGUCGCCGUCAGGUUCAACGACGGCGACCGCUUCUGACGGAGCUACCGGCGGCGAGAGGCGAACCAGGCGUGGGUCGCGGACGUUGCUCCGGCCAUUUGGACCGUCUAGCUCUAGCUCUAGCAGGUCCCACUCUCACGAGUGCGAGGAGAGCUCGAGCGACAUGACGGUCUAUGAAGAUCCUGGUCAAGUUAGCCGCAUCCGAUGGCAUUACAACCACUGAGCCGAUUCCAGUCUGAGUGGGGCUCUGGGUGGAUGUGAAUUUGUGAUAGAAAUGAAGCAACAAAAGUGUGAAACUUACGCUGUACAUGCAUUCAAAAAUAAGGCCGUCCAAAAGUGUUAAGAAAGCAGCGGCAUGUAGUGGCAGGAUUACUGGUUUACUACGGUACCCAAA